Messenger RNA from Medicago truncatula (barrel medic), 1768 nucleotides. Its product is annotated as N-(5'-phosphoribosyl)anthranilate isomerase 1, chloroplastic. The transcript has 5 exons. Lineage: Eukaryota; Viridiplantae; Streptophyta; Magnoliopsida; Fabales; Fabaceae. Gene Ontology annotation, molecular function: phosphoribosylanthranilate isomerase activity. The coding region runs from base 927 to 1547 and encodes 206 amino acids. The record is from RefSeq and is a predicted model, not a curated record. Gene Ontology annotation, biological process: L-tryptophan biosynthetic process.
UAUUUCUAUCUUCUCAAUUUCUUCUUUCAACCAAACACACCCUACAUUCUUAUGUCCCAACGCUUUAUCCACUUUUUUGAAGCUGCAAAGCUAAGCUUUUGCAAUGAAGUAGUUUUUCACGGUGAUUCCGGUCGAGCCGCAGAAUCAAACAUGCUAUAAAUAAAAAAUAACCUUAAUAUGUAUUUUAUCAUAAUUAAAAUUUCAUGGAAUAAUCUGCAAUUCCUUAAAAAAAAAAUGUAAUAAUCUGCAAUAACACUAAAAUAGAAAAUGUAAUUAAAAUUUAACAAACCCGAAUUGCACUUACCUUUAAUUGUUUGAUUUAAACAAUUUUGUAUGCAAAUGACAAAAUGCAGAUGAAUUGAGACAUAAUCUGAAUUGUAGGUAAAAUUCAAAGGAACAUAUUUAUAUGUCAAAAAAAAAAAAACAGAUCUAAACAAAUUAGACCAAGUUCUGUCGUGGAACAGAGUUAGAGUCGAUUGAGGUUGAGACGGGCUUUGCGACGAAAGUGGACUCUGUAGUGGCGAGCUAUUCCAAAGUUUCACUAUGUUUUCAGGUUCAACAACUGGGAGUUACUUGGAACUUAGAGCCACAAACUUCCACAAAAGACCGAUUCCAGGUUUAGUUUCUUGUUUUUGCUUGUAUUGUUUGAAAGCAUCAUAUUCAUGGAUCUACGUCAUAAAUCGUAAAUGAGCCACUAUUUAAAUGAAAGCCUAAUGAAGGGAUGAGAGGAAAUAAGCAUCAAAUUUCGAAGUACCAGGUUCUAUCUGAAACAUUUAAAUAUAAUUUCUGUAGGUUUGAGAGGAAAUAAGCUUCAAUUUUCUAGCAUAAGAUUCGGUCCAAAGUAUGAAGUUUCCUGCAAACUUACUGAGUUGGCAAACGUUUCAUGUUCAUCAAAGGAACCUGAAAAGAUUAAGCCUUUGGUUAAGAUGUGUGGCAUUACAUCAGCUAAAGAUGCUGCUAUGGCGGCCGAAGCUGGAGCAAACUUUAUUGGAAUGAUCGUGUGGCCAAACUCAAAACGUUCUGUUUCACUUUCUGUUGCAAAGGAGAUAUCAAAAGUUGCAAGAGAUUAUGGAGCAGAGCCUGUUGGAGUAUUUGUGGAUGAUGAUGCAGAAACAAUAUUAAGAGCUUCUGAUGCAUCAAAUCUUGAGUUUGUGCAGCUUCAUGGAUCUGGUUCGCGGGCAGCUUUCCCAUCUUUGAUUCAGGAAAGUCGUGUAAUAUAUGUUCUCCAUGCAAAUGCUGAUGGGAGCCUUUUAAACACAAUUCCUGAUGAAGAGUGUCCUCUAGUUGAUUGGGUUCUGGUAGAUAGUGCAAAGGGUGGCAGUGGGGAAGCAUUUGAUUGGGCCCAGUUUAAAUUACCAAAAAUUAGAAGCAAAUAUGGCUGGCUCUUGGCAGGAGGGGUCAAUCCUGAGAAUGUUGGUGAGGCUUUGUCUAGUCUCAAACCUGGAGGAGUGGAUGUGAGUAGCGGCAUAUGUGCAUCAGAUGGCAUUCAGAAGGAUCAAUCAAGAAUAGCUUCCUUCAUGGAUGCAGUACAUUCUGUUCAGUACUGAGUUGCCUUAAAUUAUUGUGAACCUCAAGAAAGGUGAUUUUGUAAUUUCGAAAUAUAUCCAUUUUGUUUUCAAGUCCAUUUGUAUUCCCAAAGUUCUUUCUUCUUUAGACUGCUUUUUAGGCAUGAGAAUAUUGUAAUGCUGGCUGAUAUAUCAUAUAUGGACACAUACUUCAUUUACAAAUAUGAAUAAAAGAAUUUGAUGCUGAUAUAGUGAUACUGAUA